This is a messenger RNA of Racocetra persica, 738 nucleotides long. NCBI's taxonomy places the organism in Eukaryota, Fungi, Glomeromycota, Glomeromycetes, Diversisporales, Gigasporaceae. The record is from the annotation of a GenBank genome assembly.
AAUGCAUUCAGGUCGUUGAAUUGUCGUUUUCUUCUAAACAAACGGUUGAAAACAUUCAUUAAAGGAGUUUUUGAAUUAUUUGGAAAAGGACAGAAAGAGGAACAAAAAGAACCACAUAAAAUUAAAUUGCUUAAACUCGAAGCACAUCAACAUCAAAUCGUUAAUCCACUUCUUAAACAAACGUAUGGUGUGGUUAAUUUGAUCGAACCUGAUGGAUACUCCGUAAUUUCGGAUAUUGAUGACACGAUUAAACAAACUGAGAUCUUAGAAGGUGCGAGAACCGUCUUUUCUAAUACGUUUUUAGAAGAGGCCAAAGAGGUUCCAGGAAUGCCCGAGUUAUACCAUAAAUGGUAUGACAGAGGUGUGGCUAUUCAUUACGUGUCCAAUUCUCCUUGGCAACUAUUUCCAAUGUUACAAGCUUUCUUCGAUAAAUCUGAUUUCCCUCCUGGUUCUGCACAUCUUAAAUUUUAUGAUGGUUUGUUCAAAAGCGCGCGUGAACAAAAACAACAUCCAAUGGAAAGCAAAUUCAUAUACAUAAGAGAACUUCUUAGAGAUUUCCCUAAACGCAAAUUUAUUCUUAUUGGUGACACGGGGGAAUAUGAUCCAGAAAUUUACACAACAAUUUAUCGUGAGAAUCCAAGUCGAAUUCUUCGUAUAUUUGUCAGGGACGUAACUACAGAACAUAUAAAAAAUCAACCGGCACAAUCACCACAUCAAUCUUUUAUUAAUCAGGACUAA